CUUCUCGGUUUGCCUUGAAGUUACUCCUCCAUCGGAGUGUUCGUUGAGGAGAUGAGUCUGAAUGUGAGCGUCCUGGUUUGAGGACAGGACAGACCGGGCCAGCGAGGGCGAUGAGAAGGAGGAGGACCCUGUGCUGUUUGAGGCAGACAGCACCCCAGCUUCUGGAAGCCUACUCAUGCCUCCUGUCAUCCAUCUGAUCCCACCCACUCCCUCCGACAUCAUUGACGACGACCAGUUCUUCGACAUCAACUCCGAGGAGGAAAGCGUGGCUCUGACGUCCGACGGCAGCUACGGCACCGGGGAACAGGAAAGUGAUGAAGAGAAGGCGGAGAGAGGAGAGGAGAUCAAUGUUGACCUGGGUGUUGAGAGUCUGGACAUGGAUGACAGUCAGAAUGUGCUGGAGAGUUUGACCCCUGGGCCUGAGCCUGGCCUGGCCACUGAAGAAGAAGACAGUGGGAAGAAGAAAAGACCCAAACCCAGCUUCCUACGUCAUGCCUACCAGGUCGCACCUCUCCCUGAGUACCCAAUCAAGAGGAGCUUCAACACCGGCAUCAAUCUGCUGUUGUUCACGGAGCACAACCUGGACGACCUGAGCAGCAAGGAUGCCGUCUGUCACCAGCUCCUAACGGCAGAACUUGGCCUGCUUCCCCUCAGCACACAGAUGAAGAGCUUCACACACCUGCGGAAGCCAGCGAUCCGCUCCUGCAGCCUGGGAGACACCCGCAGCCACACCUUCCACACCAUGACCCAGACUAUUGACCAAUCACAAGAGGAGGAAGGGUCGCCUCGGCAACGACGCAUAACCGUUGCGUCGUACGUGCCCCAGUCCAAGGACCAGAAUGGAAACUUACCUGAAAAGGGCUCAGACUGGCAGGGAGCCAGAUCUCUUGGGGAGUUCAGCACGGAGGAAGUCUGCCAGUGGUUCGUCAGCAUCGGCCUUCCCAAGUGCCUCCCUUUCAUCAGAGAGAACGCUCUGUGUGGAGCAGACGUCGCGUCUGUGGAUGUCAACACCCUGGAGGUCCUCCACAUCUCCUCCCUGGAGGAGAAAGAGCAGCUCCUGUCAGCCAUCUACAGGGAGAUCCACCCUCCCAGCUCCACGUCCCAGGAACUCGACUCCCUGCUGGAAACCUUAGGGCCUAAUAACGUAGAGAGCUUCACUGCGGCUUUAGUGUCUAUGAGCAAGUCCAAAUCCUCACCGCAGGUCAGCUGCCUCAACAUGAACCGCUGUUCAGUCAAGCUCAGCAACAGAAACCACAAUUAUCUGGUACAGAAGAACUCUCAGCUAAUAGAGAUCACCAUUAACGCCUCAGAGAGAAUCGUCCAUCUCAGGACCCCCAAGGAGACCUCGGUGGGCAAGGUAGUUGAGUCGUGCACCAGGAUGCUGAACAUGACAGAAGACAAGGACCUCUUCACCCUGAAAGAGGAGCAAGGUUCCUCUGAAGAGCUUUCACUAGGUCUACAGAUCGGUAGUUUGGCAACACCUGUGAAGAGGCAGCUGGAGCUGUACCUGUGUAAAAAGGAGAAACCUAAAUCUAUAGACAUCCAAGACCGUAAAAUAAACAAUGUCUGUGAGAAUUCUGUCAAUCAAAACCUCCAAGUAAGCCUUCCAGGUAAAGAAGAAAAGAUCAAAGCGCUGAAUCAGCAGGUGGACUCCCUCCAACAUGUCAUCCUCCAGGUCCAGGAGCUCCACCAGGGUCUAGUGGCAUUCUGCUCAGAGCUGAAGAGCAUGGAGGGAGAGGUGGCGCAGGUGGAGCUGAGCUCUGCUGAGCUGGAGGCCAGGCUGAAGGAGGCACAGGGCCGCCUCAGAGACAAGAGAAACAGUCUGCAAGCUCUCAGAGACCCCCCGACCCACACAGCGGCUCACGGAAGCGGGUACGCGAGCAGCGCCCAACCAUUCCUUUUCAGGCGAUCGGAAGUCCGUCUCCUGGAUAAGAUGAAGACGAACUGCCAGGUGUUUAAGGAGGAAAUCUCCCUGGUCCACCUGAACAGACAGGUGGCUCACCUCCAGACCGCCCUGCAGGACUGCCAAGACAAGGAGAAGGCCCAGAGGAAGUUCUCCACCCUGGGCCAGCUGGUGUCCCCCUGCUGCCCAGCCAUGCUGCUGGUGGUGGAGGAGAGACCGGGGCCGGACGGACGCUACGGGUUCACCUGUCGCUUCACACACGGCUGCGGCCUGGUGGUGGUCGAGGCAGAGCACACCCACCUCUGCCUCAACGACAGGCUGGUGGAGGUGAACGGGGUACCUGUGGUGGGAUACAGUGAGGAGGAACUCUGCUCCCUGCUGCUCCAGGGUCCUACUGCUGAAAUUGUGGUUCUGCGCAGGCCUCCUCCCUGCGCCUCCUCCCUGCGCCUCCUCCCUGCGCCUCCUCCCUGCGCCUCCUCCCUGCGCCUCCUCCCUGCGCCUCCUCCCUGCGCCCCCCCCCAGCAGCCCCCCCCCGGUCACCACGACAACCAGGAGGCCAUUGUCACUGGUCACCACGACAAUCAGGAGGCCAUCAUCUUCGAUCACCAUGACAACCAGGAGGCCAUAAUUACCGGUCACCACGACAACCAGGAGACCAUCGUCCACUCAACCUCCACUGACCGGGCAUCUGUCACCACGGCAACUCCCCAAUUUCAUGAGGUUAUGGCGAUUUGAUGACAGAGAUUCAUUCCCUCUUCAUCUGUGUGUGUGUGUGUGCAUGUGCAUCAAAGAGAGAUGGACAAAAAGAGCAAGAUAUCUUUUAAAAAUAUAUUUUGUCCCAAAGGUGAACAAAAUGGUACUGUACCAUGUUCACCUGUAGCUGCAACACAUCCUGUUAGAUUGUUGCCACUUCGUACAUGGUCACUUAUAUGUUUGUUAGCUAUUGUACCAGUUACAGUAUUGUUGUAUUUUGUUAAAGUGAUGUGACCGUGUUGUGUGAUGUUGUUGUAUAUUAACCAUUCCUUAGUAUGUACCCUCCUUCUGGGUAGGUACUGUGCUAGUAUUAUCCAUAUUGUCUCAGUAAAGGGUGGAUUAGUAAAAAAGACUCACAGUCCAUCACAGUCCCUGUGCUAGAGAGGGGUACUGUCUUUUCAACAUGUCAGAUCUGUAGACUGAAUAAAUCUCGGUCAAAACAGUUUUUUUCUGUCCUUGUUUGACGUGGCUACAUGUU
Hypomesus transpacificus is the source of this 3134-nucleotide messenger RNA. RefSeq lists its product as uncharacterized. The record is from RefSeq and is a predicted model, not a curated record. Gene Ontology annotation, molecular function: protein binding. The coding region runs from base 176 to 2638 and encodes 820 amino acids. NCBI's taxonomy places the organism in Eukaryota, Metazoa, Chordata, Actinopteri, Osmeriformes, Osmeridae. The transcript is spliced from 16 exons.